ACCACACACUCACUACACUCACUAAUACCCGGUUAUCACCGAUCACACUCGUUUUCAACGACCUCCAUCGCCUAUUACUUAAUACCCACCGUAUUUAAUACCAACCCCCAAACCUCACCAUCAAGAUGCGUUCCUUCGCCGUUAUUGCUGGCCUUGCUGCCGUUGCCGUUGCCGCUCCUCAGUACGAGAACGCCUACCCUGCUGCCCCGGCCAGCUCUGCUGCUCCUUCCAGCUCCGCCCCGGCUGUCCACUCCUCGGCUCCUGGAUACGGUGCCUCUUCCGCUGCUCCGUCUUCAUCUGCUCCCGCUCACGUUGCCUCGUCUUCCGCCCCGGCCUACGCCACCACUACUGAGGUCAUCAGCGCAACCACCUACGAGUGCCCUGAGCCAACCACCAUCACCUACGGCCCCAGCACCUACAUCAUCACCUCCAGCACUGUCCUUUCAAUUCCCCACUACACUGCUACUUACGUCCACUCCGCGAGCCCCACCCCGGUCGCUCCCGUACCCAGCGCCUCCAAGCCAGCUUACACUCCUGCUGUUCCCGCAGCAUCCGUCACUAAGCCAGCUUACACUCCCGCUGUUCCUGAAGCUUCUGCUACCAAGCCAGCUUACUCGGCUGCUCCUCCCGCACCCCAUUACCCCAGCAGCAACGGCACUGUGCCCAACGCUCCCGUCGGCACUGCCACUGGCUCUGUUCCCAGCGCCACCAAGCCCGUCACCCCUCCCCAGUUCACUGGUGCCGCUGGCAAGGCCACCGUUGGCUUCUUCGCCGUCGCUGGUGCCGUCGCUGCUUUCUUGUAAGCGGUUCACUCUUGAGUGAUGUGGCUGGCCAUGGUUUCAUGACCAUGGAUGGCUUAAUCUCAUGAGUUUGGAAAGAGGAGGAGUAGAGAUAAAGAAUGGCUUCACGGGUUUAAUGUCUUCAAAUUCUGCAUUUUCACGAUUCAGUCUAGGAUUAUGGAGCUGCGGUGUUUGCUACGACUUAUCCCCCAACGCUUGUCCUUGCGCCUACCCAGGUCGCAGCAGCAUUUCGCAUGGAUAAUAAUCUGGUAUCUUAAUACGCCAUUUUGGGUUUGAAAUGCUCAAGUACUGUUAAUGGGCUGUCUUUGGAGGAAGAGUCGUGUGGUCUUCCUUAUGGUCUGAAAUGUUCCUAGAUUCUUCGCCUCUAUCUUGAAAAGAGUCGGCAAACACGAUUUUUUAAUUCAACAUGAUUUCCAUCUUUACACUCGCAUCUUCUGUUUUCUCAUCUUGCUUUCUUGAUGAUUGUACAUACAUUUUGCACAUACAUAGUACUAGAGUUUAAUGCCCAUGACCGAGACGUUGAGUUUUACUGCUUACCGCUGUUCCACGGCCCUUCCUCG
Molecule: messenger RNA, 1360 nt
Organism: Pyrenophora tritici-repentis Pt-1C-BFP
Lineage: Eukaryota; Fungi; Ascomycota; Dothideomycetes; Pleosporales; Pleosporaceae
Product: Atrophin-1 multi-domain protein
Source: RefSeq, a predicted model, not a curated record